AUGCCUGUCAUUCCAGUACAGUAUGAAAGUUUGAAGGCGAUUCUGCCGUACCUAGACCCAAAUACACGAUUCCGAAUAUCUCUUCGAAUGCCUUCAAUCAGCUCCCUUGAGAGACGUCUACCGCUGAAAAUCGAGAAUCUGAAGUUUUCUCAUUUUGAUUCAAAAGUAAACAAAUUCUCCUAUCGAAUUGGUUUGUACCUGGAUUAUGGACACAAUGAAAUUCCGUGUGAUGUAUAUGAUUCGAAUUGUUCUCGAGGAUCUUCUAACGACAUUGAUCAAUAUGGAUUCACUAUUUACCCCGGAGUGAACAACGUACUUCCAGGAGAUAUAGAUUUGAGAAAAGGAAACCGGCGAACUUCUCGUAAUGACAGUGACAGAAAGGAGCAAUAUAUAGUUCAACGACUAAGAAUUUAUAAAAUGGUACUGGCUGAAAAAUUGAAUCAGGAAUAUAUUGAAGACGACGAGACAAGAAGAAUUGCAGUUGGUGCCUGGGAUCCAUCGUUAGAGGUCUCAAUUCGAAGAAGCACAGCAACCAAUUCUAUUGAAGAAAUUCAGUCAGCUAUUGAGACGAUCCGUUGGGAGUUAAAGCCGUUCAACAAUCGUCGUGACAACAGUACUCCGCCAUAUACUCCCUGGAUCCAAUUAUCCGUCAAUUCUCCAAAAGGAAUCACAAUUCAACGUGUUCGAUACAAGAAAUAUCUUCAUGAAGCGGAAAAGAUAAUGCACACGAAGCUGUUUGGAAAUCGUAGUGAGGCCAUAUCUGUGAAGAAUCUGAAAGUCGACUUGGACAAUCGAAUUCUUCGAUUUCCUGCGGGUGCUAUCCUGAAAAUCGAGAAUUUAGAAGUAUCCGGUUGGAGUGCAACACAUUUCGAGUGCCUGAAGAGUAUCAUUGAUCCGUCAUCAUUACCAAUUCAACAACUCAAAAUGAAGAGCUCCCCUCGCGCUCCAGAUUUUCGGCACAAUAUUGUGAAGGAAUCACAGACAUUAAUUAUUGAUAACCGAAAAUUUGAUAAUUCUUCAUGGACCCCAAUCCUUCUGAAUCUGGCCAAUCGAAGAGUAUAUUUGAUGAAUGAGAACGCACGGAAUCCUCCAAAUGAUUAUGUCGAUUUGAUUGAGAAUUGGCUUGAGACAGGACGUCCGGUUGGGACUACGUUCAGUAUGGGAAUCAAAAACGAGGAGACCGUGAAGCAAUGUUUGGAUACUCUGAGACAGCGACAAGAGGUUUUGGGAUUGACAGAGAAACAAGUAAAACUCCGCAUCAAUGCUUUAUUGAUGAUCGAUGUCUCCUACGAAACUAUUGAACAUUCAGAAAACAGUUUUACUUCUGAAAAUGCUUCCAACUUGUGGCUGAGAUUGAAAGUGGUUCGUCGACGUCCGGAAUAA
Caenorhabditis remanei is the source of this 1383-nucleotide messenger RNA. RefSeq lists its product as uncharacterized. The record is from RefSeq and is a predicted model, not a curated record. Lineage: Eukaryota; Metazoa; Nematoda; Chromadorea; Rhabditida; Rhabditidae. The coding region runs from base 1 to 1383 and encodes 460 amino acids. The transcript is spliced from 3 exons.